This is a messenger RNA of Schistocerca gregaria, 1181 nucleotides long. Its product is annotated as gustatory receptor for sugar taste 64e-like. Gene Ontology annotation, molecular function: taste receptor activity. The transcript has 8 exons. The record is from RefSeq and is a predicted model, not a curated record. NCBI's taxonomy places the organism in Eukaryota, Metazoa, Arthropoda, Insecta, Orthoptera, Acrididae. Gene Ontology annotation, biological process: detection of chemical stimulus involved in sensory perception of taste; sensory perception of chemical stimulus. Gene Ontology annotation, cellular component: membrane. The coding region runs from base 1 to 1179 and encodes 392 amino acids.
AUGGGGCGUGUACAAGCACUCUCGACAAGGAAAGCAGUAAGGGAAUCUCUGCUGAAGUACAGAUUCCAGUGGACAAGUCUGCGAGUGAUCUACGCCAUGUUUAGCCUGGUGGGAUCGACGGUCUUCGCUGUUCUCAGCUGCCUGCACAUGUCUUCGCAAGGUCUCACCUUCAGCCGCACAUCGCCCACGGUGUUCUUCGCUUGCAGCGCGCUGGCGUCCCUGCUGUUCGUGCAGCUGGCCCGCGACUGGCCUGCGCUGGCGGCCGCCUGGGACGCCGUCGAGAGGCGCCUGGCGCCGCGGUACGGCUACCCCAGGGGCGUCGCGCGCCGCUGCAGGCUCGUGACCGCCACAGUGCUGCUCAGCGCCCUAGUGGAGCACCUGUUGUCGAACGCACCGACGGCCGUGGAGACGUACAACUGCUCACCCAGCGGCCUCGCCUUCGUGCGCAUCUACUUCACCAGCAAGUACUAUUACGUGCUCGACUACCUGGGCUACAACUUCGCCGUCAACUUCUGCACGGCUUUUAUAAGCAUCAUCGCCACGUUCGCGUGGAACUACGUGGACCUGUUCAUCAUCCUUCUGAGCAUCGCCAUUACGGAGCGAUUCAAGCAGAUCAACGGAGCAGUCCAGUCGUGCACGGACAAGGUGGUGGGCGAGCGCGAGUGGCGGCAACUGCGGCUGGACUACAACAGCCUGGCGCAGCUCACCAAGACGGUCGACAGGCACGUCAACAAGAUCGUGCUGCUCUCCUUCGCUACCAACCUCUACUUCGUCUGCCUCCAGUUCCUCCACAGCAUGAAGCCACUGGCCAGUGCGGUGGAGACUGUGUACUACUACUGGUCGUUCAUCUACCUGUUCGCCAAGACCUGCCUCGUCUCACUGUCGGCUUCAGACAUCUACGUCCGGAGCAAGGAGCCCAGCACUCUGCUCUACUCCGUGCCACCGCUGGACUACAGUACUGAGGUGGAGCGUUUCCUGAGUCAGGUGACCUCCGACCACGUGGCCCUCACGGGACUCAACUUCUUUCCCGUCACGCGCACGCUGCUCCUCACGGUGGCAGGUACUAUUGUGACCUACGAAAUUGUCCUUGUGCAACUAAAUGCGCCAUCAGACGUAGCAGACGUUGCCGGCGAAGAAUCUGGAAACAGGACUGCCCUUUGCGAAACAUUACGACUCUAAGC